UGUCACUCGAUCGCAGAUGCAAUUGCAUAGAUCUAUUAUUAUUAGUCUUUUGAAAGAAAUACGUUUCGCAGUUAUCUUUAUUUCUUACUAUUGCCAAGUAAUAAUUGCGAUUGCAGACGAAGAUUGCAUAUAUGCUCCACUGAUUGCUGCUCAAUGCUUCUAGCAUCUACCAUGUUGGCUGCUUCUAACAAUGGAACGUUCGGCUACACACCACUUUCCCACUUCAUCAACACCGUUUUACGUGGUGCUGCCCUCUGCUCCUCCAAUCGCCUCUUUUCAAAUCCUACGCUGCUUCAAAUGUGCAAAAUUGGUGGAAGCAACUUCUACAGAUGACCUUGAAUCCCUGGGAAUGGUCCAGAUAGGGUACAAUCUUCACUACUGUAGAAGAUGUGCUGAUAUGGUUGGUUAUACGUCAUUAUCUUAGUUAGUGGAGGUGGGUAGAGGACUUUUGCUCAACGAUGGUAACUAAAGCUCGUCGCUGCAGUUCACCCAGUGCGUGAGAGAACAAGUGCUCUGUCUGGAGGAUCAACGGGUAUUAGCUUUGGUAGAAACAGUAUGAAAACGGCUAUCAAUUCAUUCACCCCAGUUGGCUUGAUG
Messenger RNA from Truncatella angustata, 597 nucleotides. RefSeq lists its product as uncharacterized. NCBI's taxonomy places the organism in Eukaryota, Fungi, Ascomycota, Sordariomycetes, Amphisphaeriales, Sporocadaceae. The coding region runs from base 191 to 424 and encodes 77 amino acids. The record is from RefSeq and is a predicted model, not a curated record. The transcript has a single exon.